AUGGCAAAUUAUCCGGUGACAGAAUAUGAUAUCAAUCUUUCGGUUCUUCAGCAAAAAGACCCAUACAUUGUAAGCAUUGCUGAUACAGCUUCUCAAGUUGCAGCAUAUUCAUUCAACAGUUCAACCAAUGGAUGGGAGAAAACCAACAUAGAAGGGACACUUUUUGUUUAUACAAGAUCAGCAAUUCCAGUCAAUGGUUUCAUGAUAAUAAAUCGUCUGCAUUUGCAAGAUUUGAUUGAACCAAUCAAUAAAAAUUUGGAGUUUCAGCUACAAGACCCAUUCCUUUUAUACAAAGAUUCUCGAAAUGAAUGUAAUAAGUUUUUUGAAUACUUUUCAGCCAUCUGUGGUAUCUGGUUUUAUGACAGAGAUGAGUGUGCUAGGAUUGGUCAACUCAUGAACAGGUUGUGUGUGAGGAGAGCAUCAGAGAGUGACACUAGCGUGGUCGAGAGGUUUUCUGGGGACAGCUUCAGUUCAAUUCAUGCUGCAUCAUCUCAAAAACAAAACAUUGACAUUUUACAGUUGCUGUCGAAGGCUCAAGAUGAAUACGACAAGGUAAAUUCAUAUGGAUCAGUGCGAUUCAACAUAAGUUAUACUUUUUUUUAUUUCAAAUUGGCAUUUAAAAUGGUAGCAUUAAUAAGAGGUGUUAUUUUAUAA
This is a messenger RNA of Helobdella robusta, 654 nucleotides long. RefSeq lists its product as hypothetical. Gene Ontology annotation, molecular function: mRNA binding; enzyme activator activity. The transcript is spliced from 5 exons. Gene Ontology annotation, biological process: deadenylation-dependent decapping of nuclear-transcribed mRNA; positive regulation of catalytic activity; deadenylation-independent decapping of nuclear-transcribed mRNA. The record is from RefSeq and is a predicted model, not a curated record. Gene Ontology annotation, cellular component: P-body. Bases 1 to 654 code for a protein of 217 amino acids. NCBI's taxonomy places the organism in Eukaryota, Metazoa, Annelida, Clitellata, Rhynchobdellida, Glossiphoniidae.